This is a messenger RNA of Patiria miniata (bat star), 3114 nucleotides long. RefSeq lists its product as uncharacterized. The coding region runs from base 426 to 1640 and encodes 404 amino acids. The transcript is spliced from 2 exons. Lineage: Eukaryota; Metazoa; Echinodermata; Asteroidea; Valvatida; Asterinidae. The record is from RefSeq and is a predicted model, not a curated record.
UUUAAUUCAACGGCGAAUCUUCUGUAUGCCAAACAGAGAACUGUACAACACUGUGCGUACACAGAAAGAAAUUUGCUUGUUUACAAAAAAUCCAAAAACAGUAACAUGUCCUGUAAUUAAACCAAAACAAAUCUACAGAAAAACAACCAUUGAGUAACUCAAUAUUUUACAGUGUAAAGGAAGGUCCGCACUUUUCAUCUUCCACGGUGCAUGGUUGGGUGAACAUUUCACACAAUAAAGCAACACUAUUUUCAGACUGACUUUUGCAUCUUAAUGGCAUGCUUAGUACGAGGAUCAAUUGUACUCUCGUCAUCAUGCUGUACAUAAUAGUGCAGUGCUGCGAAUCAGCAUCAUGAUACCAGAAGCAGGUUAAACGGUUGAACUGCAGUACAGUGUAUUAAGCCUACUGAAGUUGUACAGCAAACAUGGCUGGCCGAAAACGAAUGUCGGCAACAUUCAAACUUGGUCAAAACAUGCACUUGUUGUCCUGCACCGCUUUGCUGAUGAUCACAUUAAUUACAUUAGCCUACAACUUCAAUCCUCUGCCGGCAUCGACAGUAAGGCAUCAACCGUUGCCAGUACAAGUGCACCAUAAACGGAGUGAAGCGCAGCCAAGACAGGAGCCCAAGCCACUUCAGAUUAAGACACAGGUCAGAAAACCUGCCAGAAAACCAAACUCUGAAAACAUUCUUUGUAUUUUCGCCGGACGCUGGGACUUCCUCCGUAUCAAUUUUGCUUACAUCUAUCGCAGCUUGAGGAAGAAUGGCGGAGUUCUUGACAAGGUCUACUACUACAUGAUGAUGUACGACAACCAAACCCUCUCCAAACUGACCGAGUUGACUCAAACCGCCAACAACAUUCUGGGAAAGAGGGUUUUUCAGCUCCGAUUUCGCAAUCGCGCCAAGGACACCUCUGCUCGUCCCGUUCCCAAGGGCACAUUUGAGGGAUUUUUAUACGAGGUUUUCAAUGACGUGGCGAAGCACCCAGAGAGAAAGUACUUCAAGAUGGACGACGACAUCGUGUACAUCCACCCCGGCACCUUCAGGCAGCUGAUUGAGCAACAGAACACCUCCGAGUGCUUCAUUCAUUUCGCCAACAUCGGAGGUGCUAACUGGCGAUGUAGCUACAUCCACCAAGAGAUGGGUAUCUAUGACAACGAGGCUAUCAACCCCAAGAAGCUGAAAUUUCAGUUCAGCCGUGACGGUCUCCCAAAGUGCGGCUGGAAAUCUGCAGAAUGUGCUGCGGUGGCAAUGGAGGCGUUCUUCUAUCACUACCAGAACAAAUCACUGGAGAAAUUACUAUUCGACGGACGGUACCUGACCCCUGAAAGAGCUCGCUUCAGCAUCAACUUCCUCUUAAUGGAUUCAAACCUCAUUGACAUAAAAGCCAUGAUGGAGAGUGGACCAAUUCUUACAAGCGAUGAACAUUGGUUAACAGUGGUCUACUCCCGCAAAGUCAAGAAACCUAACUGUGUUGUAGGAAGGGCCUUCGUCGUACAUUUUUCGUACUUCACCACUCUGGGGGAGAUCAAUAAACAUGACUUUCUGCCAAGGUUCGAGACGAUUGCAUAUGAUCUCGUGAAAGAACUACCUGAAGCACUCCAAACCAGUCUUGCCUUUAAUCAAACACUUGGAUCGUGAGAACCCCGACAGUUAUUUCGGUCUGUCAACACCACGGAGUGCUUGACGACUAGUCAUUGUUGGUUGGUCAAAUUAUGAUGAUUGGUUAAAUUCGUAUAGAAAAUCUUGCACUUCAUAUUUCAAAUGCCCUGUACAUGCGACCCGUGGUGCAAUGAAAAUAACAAAUUUGUGUAAUUAAUACUUUUUAAACUCAAUUUUCUUCUGAGUAAAUUCUCAAAGUUCAGGGUGGAAAAGAAGAGGAAAACCGUUUCUAAAUCUCAAUUGCUUUGGGUAAAAAAAAAAAAUAUUUACAAUUUGUGUGAAGAAAUUUGAUUUUGGUCAAACGGAACUGUAACAUUUUCAAUAUAUAAAUACGAAAUUUUGCAUAUCAUUUUGUGGUUAAUUUCACAUUUCCCAAUCCCAGUUGCCAAUAGCAACAAUGUUCCAUCGUUGAUUAGCUAAGUUCCCGGUGUCAUAUGAAAAUCGGACUCGCAUAAAAAUCGGACUCUUUUCCCAUUUUAUUGGUUAAAAACCCUCUCACAUGACCGGUCCCUCUCCUAAUUAUCUAUGCAUGAGCUUGCGCAAUACCACCAAUGAGUCCGUAUUUCAUAAAACCUAAAUCCAUGCUACACCGGGAGAUGAAUAAUUGAAUGUAUCGACAUUUUAUCUUUGUGUGCUCAUGACUUCAUGUAUUAUAAAAACUCGGGAUGUUCGAAUGUGACGAGUACAAUUUAAUUAGUAGAAUUAAACGAGUUUGUUUGUUUGUUUUUCACAUUUAUUUUACAUUCACUUAUUUGGGUUAAAUUGUAUUGUUUUAUUUCCAUUUGUCAUAAACUAAUAUAAUGCAAAUGCAACAGAUUAUUUACUACAACAAUAACUAAAAUUAAUAGAAUGCUUAUACAUGUACAACACUUUGAUCAAUGAAACAUAAAUGGUGACAGAUGGAGGAAACCAGGAAAAAAGCCUUAGCUUAUACAGAGCCUGGUCCCGUUUUAUAAGUAGUCCAAUGCAUUCAGCAUGAAUCAUGCCCGCAAUGACUUUUGAGUGAAUAGAAAUAUAAUAUUCUCUGCUUUUCCCUUUCAAUUCACAUAUACAUGUACAUUUAUCUGACAUAAUUGAGCUUGUUUAACACUUGGACUAAUACUAGCCAAGGUAUGUGUAAGCUGGGAAAACGGGGAAAAAAUCAACAAAUUGCCAGCACUUAAAAGGGCAAUCUUCAAAGGCCCAUUUAAUUUCAGGAACAUGUUUUUCAACUUUUUUGUUUUUUAAAUUAUUGUUUUGGUAUGUGCUGAAAACAUUUUUUUUUUUCAGGCAUAACAAAAAAGUAGACCUACAUAAUAACUGCAUUCCGCAUACAAACCUGCAUGGGCAUGUGUUUUAAACCUAAGAUUUGUUCUUUUUUAAAGUAAGAAUUUGUAAUGGCAAUGGUUAAAGUUCUAAUGACAUGAAAUACACUGAAGAGGUGAAAUAAAAGGAUUUACUAAACAAAAUAUAA